CACACGCACACACACAUAUACAUACCCCGCCCGGCAUAAUUCUAUUUUAACAAUCAAUUCAAUCCAACAAAAUGCAUCCACCACCCUGCGGCUGGACUACCAUUAUACUAGCGGUUGGUUCUUUGGUAUUCUGUGGUCUUGCAGUUCUUGCUGGGGUUGUUGGGCAAAGGCAGGCGAGAGCUAAUAAGGGAGUUAAUGGAUCUGCUUUGGAGGCAUUAAUCUUCCUUGUUGCAUCCGGUGGGUUUAACUUGGGACUACAUUGUCACGUUCGGCACAAAAAUAAACAUGGUGAAGAUGGCACUUCUGAUCAACGACUCUUACAGUGCACUAAAAAUUAUCUAUGUGUGCUGACUGUGAUCACAGGGCUCGCAUUUGUGAUGGGAGUGUUAUGUUUUGGGUACGUACGACUUAAAUCAAGUGGAAUGUCUGAUAACAAAAAGGCUAACUUCCUAAUCGCCGGAACUUGCGGUUCCAUUUUUCAAGCGCUUCUUUUCGUAAGUCAUUGUUUUCAAUGCAAACGCCGCGAAAGCCCAGGCACCGACGGAUUUGGGCAGCCCAUGUGGAGUCGUAAUGUUGGUUGACAUGGCCAAAAAAGAACAAAGGAGAUCGGUAAAAUCCCUAAGAAUACGCAAGUGAUCUGAGAUGUUUGUUUAGUGGUGUAUUUCUACUUGUAUUCGAUUUUAACACAAUUUUCUUAUCUAUUCUUAAUUAAUACGCACCCGCAUGAUGUUCAAUACUUCAAUUAGUUUUCCACCAAUUAUCUAAUUUAGAUUAAUACGUUGUAUCACUUGUUAUACAAAC
Cuscuta epithymum is the source of this 801-nucleotide messenger RNA. Lineage: Eukaryota; Viridiplantae; Streptophyta; Magnoliopsida; Solanales; Convolvulaceae. The record is from the annotation of a GenBank genome assembly.